Molecule: messenger RNA, 576 nt
Organism: Plenodomus lingam JN3
Lineage: Eukaryota; Fungi; Ascomycota; Dothideomycetes; Pleosporales; Leptosphaeriaceae
Cellular component (GO): mitochondrion
Source: RefSeq, a predicted model, not a curated record
AUGCAGUCACUCCGCCGAACCGCAGUGGCUGCCGCCCGCACGCCCCGAACCCACCUCUCACGCCAAUCGCGCCGCCAUGCGCACGACGACCACGCCCACGGGCACGCCCACGCAUCCGCCGAAGAACCCAUGGGUAAGGGUUUCUACGGCACGAUAGCGUUGGUCCCCGCCGGCUGGGCGCUUUACAGCGUGUCGCGCAAGAGCGAGGAUGGCGAGCCGUACUUUACGCGGAUGAUGAAUAAGGUGACGGAGGGCUGGAAUAGCCAGUGGACUGCGCAGAACGAUUUGCAUGUCCGGAUGCUGGAGCAGGCGGGUGAGGAUCGGGUGUUGUUUCAGAACACACAGCCUGUGCAGCAUGUGGAGAUGAAGUUUCCUGAGAUCAUGAACAACGGAUCGCCAUACAAUGUCCCCGCCGGCAGCCAGGUCGACAUGCAGCAAGUGAUUGACAAGUACAAGAAGAUUGCCCGCGAGGACAAUGAGCGCAAACUUGAGGCGCUGAGGGAGAACAAGAUCAAGUCUGAGCAGCCGUUUGAUGCUAGCAAGUUGAGGGCGAAGAAAGCCCCGGAUAUGUUCUAG